CUGAGGAGGGCAGUAAUUCGCCAAGAAGCGUUUAUACACUGCCGGGAAUGUGAAAGAAGAAGACGAAGAAGGAGGUGGGGGGGAGAAGAAGAAGAAGAAGAAGAAGAAGAAGAAGAAAAAGUAACACUCGGAAAUCAGACCACGCGAUCGACACAUUGUUGUGAUUAUCGCGUGAAAAUGUGUAAAGUGGAGAUGCUGAGAGCAUUGUUGAAUCAGCGACUAAGUGCGGCUGUCGAGGAAGUGUAUGUAGUGAUUGAAAGAACGAUAGCCGAGUACGAGGAGGAACUUUGCCGCACGAAGAAAGAAAACGAGAGACAGCGUCAACUGCUGGACGCUGUUUUCAAGGCUCACGUGGUGUUACAAAGAACAGACUUCAGUGAUGACUUUCUUCCCCAGCCCCAAGACAUGAAAGAGGAGGUAGAGCCAGAACCCUCCCGCUUUAAAAAGGAAGCUGAGGACGCCUGGAUCGGUCAGGAAGAAGAGCAGCAUGUUGGUCUUGAGGACGCAGAGAUCAGCAAGUUGCCAUUGGCUGCUGUCACGAUGACGAGUGAAGAUGAUGAAAAAGACUGCAAAGGAGACACCGGUGAAGGCUCGGAAAUACACACUUUCUUAGCUCCAUUGUUGAGCAGUGAGGACACAACAUCACCCCCUCCCGACUCAAUCAAAAGUGAUUCGAACAAGCCCGAGCAAUCCUCUGAAUGUGGGGAAAUUUCUGGUGGCACGUGUACGCUGACUGAACACAUGAGGGUUCACACGGGAGAAAAAGCAUUCCGAUGCUCAGAUUGCGACAAAAGCUUCAAAGAGAAAAGCGCUUUAAUGCGUCACAACGUGCUGCACAGCAGAGAGAAGCCCUACACCUGCUCGGUGUGUGGGGAAAAAUUCUCACCGAAGUUGGAUUUAGCAACGCAGGCAAGAACACACACCGGACAAAAACCUUCCACGUGUGCAGUGUGCUGCCUGCGAUUAACGCAAAGGUCAGAUUUGACCGCGCACGUGACAAUGCACGCUGGGGAGAAGCCGUUCACCUGCUUCUUCUGCAACGGACAAUUCUCUCUCAAGGCUGACUUGACCGAACAUGUGACGGUACACGCAGGAGACAAACCGUAUUCCUGCUAUUGCUGCCAACAACGGUUUCGCACGCGUGCGGGAUUUGUUUCACACAUGAAAACGCACACUGCGAAGAAAGCUCUGGACGGCUCCACAGGUACGCUCGGCGCGGCGAAACGUUUCCCCUGCUCAGUGUGUGGCAAAAUACUAACACGAAAUUCCGAUUUGAGGAGACACAUGAGAAGGCACACGGGUGAAAAAGUGCUGAGUUGCAGUGUGUGCGGCCAGAGAUUUUCUUACAAGUAUCAGCUGGACAAGCACACGUGUGCAGGAGAGAGCAGUCAAACUGCGGAGGUUUGAAAAAAAAGCUGAAAAGUAGCCUCGCAAUGUUAUCAUUUUCCAAAAUGACAUAUUUCCGAAAUUCUUCAACUUAACUUCCCACGCGGGGCUCUUGAUUGCCCCUCAAUGUUGCCAUUUUACUUCUAAAACUUGAAACGGCGCAAGUAAAAUUUUCAUUCACAUGCGUAUGAGCUACAAGUAAAUUUGGGGCUCCCUCGCGAGGCCGUAAGCCCGCGUGCUGGCAUCUAAUAUUGCCCAUUAGGUGGCACCGUUGCUGAUCUCAAAGUUCAUUUCAAGCAAAUUAUAUUCAAAGUAUUGGCUCCAGCAUUAAGUCAUAUAUGACGCUGUCAUUUUUUUUUUUAUCUUAUUCUUUUUUAUCCCUUGCGCGUGUUGCCGUCUUUAUUUCGCUAUUAUUUUUUUAGUAGAUUGUUGCCAUGGAUAUUGAAAAUAUGUUCUCAAACUGUAUUUGUUGUAUUUACACUGCGAUGUACUACUUGGUAAUGUGAAAUAAAAAGUGUAAGU
This is a messenger RNA of Hippocampus comes (tiger tail seahorse), 1908 nucleotides long. RefSeq names its product gastrula zinc finger protein XlCGF26.1-like. Gene Ontology annotation, biological process: regulation of transcription by RNA polymerase II. The coding region runs from base 178 to 1407 and encodes 409 amino acids. NCBI's taxonomy places the organism in Eukaryota, Metazoa, Chordata, Actinopteri, Syngnathiformes, Syngnathidae. Gene Ontology annotation, molecular function: DNA-binding transcription factor activity, RNA polymerase II-specific; RNA polymerase II cis-regulatory region sequence-specific DNA binding. The transcript is spliced from 2 exons. The record is from RefSeq and is a predicted model, not a curated record.